AAUUGAAACACGCACCACCACCAACUCCCAAAUAGCUCACUUCUAGAGAGAGAAAGUAACAGAAACACAGAGAGAGAGAGAGAGAGAGAGAGAGAGAGAGAGAGCUCUGCUCUUGGUUCUGCUCACCGUUUGGCGCCGUCUCAGCUGCGUCGUUUGAUUUUGUGAUUUGAAUCUAUGGGGAAAGCCUUAUGGUUUGAUUUUUUUUGGAUUUUCGUCUACUUUGCUUUGUUUGGCAGCUGAGAAAAGGGAAGGUUGACCAAAUUUCCGCCACACUCAAGUUCUUUCCAGUUUUAAGGUAGUGGAGCAAUGGAGGUUAAACUUGCACAGAGCUUGCAAUUCUCAACAUGGAUUGAUUUGGAGAAGAUGGUGAUGAAACCAAGUGGUUCGUUGCAGUUUUCUCGAAGAUCUAGGGAGCAAAAGAGGUUUCAGAUUCUUAUUUCUAGUCAUUUGCAACCUACAAGAACUGCCACUGCCACUGCCACUGCCACUGCAACUUCACAUAAACCUGUAGCAUUGAAGGUCUCAUGUUCGUAUAAGAACUUACAAGGUUCAGUAUUGCAAUCUGGAAGUUUUCCUGCGUCUUUCGAUGAAGCUUUAAUUUUAAAGAAUAAGUCGGAAGAGAUUGAACCAUAUUUAAAUGGACGGUGUAUAUAUCUUGUUGGGAUGAUGGGCUCUGGGAAAACAACUAUUGGCAGAAUUUUGUCAGAUGUACUUGGUUAUUCAUUUUUUGACUGUGAUGCAAUGAUAGAGCAGACAGUUGGGGGAACUUCUGUGGCUGAAAUCUUUAAGCUAUAUGGUGAGAGCUUCUUCAGAGAUAAUGAGACGGAGGUAUUGCGGAAAUUGACUAUGAUGCAGCGGCUAGUUGUUUCCACAGGUGGAGGUGCAGUUAUUCGGCCCAUCAACUGGAAACACAUGCAAAAGGGGAUUAGUGUCUGGUUAGAUGUACCAUUAGAAGCCUUGGCAAGGAGAAUCGCAGCUGUAGGAACGGGUUCUCGCCCCCUUUUGCAUCAAGAAGCAGGUGAUGCUUAUUCAAAGGCAUUCAUGCGUUUAUCUACACUUCUGGAAGAGAGGAGUGAAGCUUAUGCAAAUGCCAAUGCUAGGGUUUCCUUGGAAAAUAUUGCUUCCAAGCUAGGUUGUAUAGAUGUUUGCAAUCUCACACCAACAGUUAUUGUGAUUGAGGCACUAGAACAAAUUGACAGCUUUCUGAAGAAAUAGGGCUAUUCCGGGGACCUAGGUCACCGGGCUUUCUUGAUCUCUUCAAUGCCUAGACUGGAAAUUUAUGUUUUGUUUCAACCCAUUGGGCUUUUGUUUCAACAAGUUGGGCUUUACAACCCCACCUGUGCCGGAACGAAAAAAUUUAUUGAAAAAAAAAAAAAAAAUUAUUUUAGGCAAGAGCAAUUUUUCUAUUUUGUAAAGAGGCGUGGCAUGUAUUUUGUGAGAUAAUAUUUGUAAAGUUUCUAUUAAUGAGAUGCAGUAAUUUUAAAAUAUAUGGCUGAUAAA
This is a messenger RNA of Camellia sinensis, 1500 nucleotides long. RefSeq names its product shikimate kinase, chloroplastic. Gene Ontology annotation, cellular component: chloroplast; cytosol. The record is from RefSeq and is a predicted model, not a curated record. NCBI's taxonomy places the organism in Eukaryota, Viridiplantae, Streptophyta, Magnoliopsida, Ericales, Theaceae. Gene Ontology annotation, molecular function: shikimate kinase activity.